AUGCGCGACACCUCUACAGCCAUGUUGGUGGCCGUGAAGCAGGUCCCCAGUUGGUGGAUGCAGGAGAAUCAGAGCAAGUUUCGAUCCGUGUAUCCGUACGAGACUGAAAUGCCGUGGAUGGACGUGGCUUACCUGGCUUUCCUGAACCAGGUUGGAUAUCACUGGGCCUGCUCUUUGUUGGGAGUCUACCGUGACGACACCUGCACGUACAUUGUUACGUCUUUGGCAUCGCAUGGUGAUCUCUUCUUGUGGAGCUCCCGACUACAGAUGGAGCCGGGCCCGACCAGAGAGGCGACUGUCCAGCCGCUGGCAGUGCAGAUGCUGAAGGCCGUGCAGGAACUCCAUGAUCUGUCAAUAGCACACCGAGAUCUGUCCUGUGAAAACAUCCUCGUGACUCAGGUAGACGACAUUCUGGAAGUCCGUGUUAUAGAUUUCGCUGCGGCGUGUGGAUCACGAUUUUCCAGCGGCGCGCAUGGGAAAGACAUGUACGUCGCUCCGGAGGUCCACCUAGGUGGCAAGUUUGACACUUUUCUAUCGGACGCCUUUGCUCUCGGUGUGAUCUUCCUAUCUGUUCUCUUGCAGAGGUAUCCCUGGAACUCAACGAAGCCGGGAUGCUGCAAGUCGUUUGAAUAUGUGCGGAAGCAUGGCUUGCGAAAGUGCUUCGGUCAGCAUAUGAGCUUCCUAGACAUCGAGAGGCAGUGCGGCCUGUCUGCCGACAGUGGCGAUCAGGGCAUUGCCGAUAUGGAAGGUGGUGCCGGUACCGGCAUGUAUGAUGAACAUGGUGCACACAUGCCACGAGCAGCCAUGCGACUGAGCGACGGUACCAAGAGAAACAACAUCAACAACAACGCGGUGUCUGGCAAGCAAGGGAACGCACAGAUGAUGAAAGGAAGUGGGCAGCUGGCGGAAAAACCAGAACGUGAUCGCCUUCGUCAACAAGUUCAUGGUGCAGAUGCCAAGGAUGAAAAUGAGCCGCCUGCGGACGAGGAUGAUGUGUUGGAACUAUGGCAGUGGCCCACUACCUCCCAUGCACAGUACUUGGAGGACGACGUGACAUCCUUCAUGGAAAGACCGGGGUUGACUUCACAGGAGUACGUGGACUUGAUCAAUGGUGGCAUCCCUGCUCACCUCGCCCGGUGGGAGCAGGGGCGCAAGACCGGGCAGAAGAACCUAUCCAGUCUAGAUCCAGGGAUGCCAGACACUACCCUCUGCGACGCGAACCACAAUGCCAAGAACUUCGGGAUGAACUACUUCGUUGGAAAUUCCAACCAUGUGGGACAUGUGGUUAUGCUAGCUGACCUGCAGCCGUCUACGUCGUCCAGACCGAGAUCGCGAAGUCGGCCCAGGAUGUCAAGCAGGGAACAGGAUGAUGAUGUCACUGCUUUGAUGGACUUGGGUGGACGUGAUGCUGGACGUGAUGGUGGAGAAGGAGAUGAAUCUGUUGAUGACGCCCGCUCUGUUGAUGGUGGAACAGAGGGUGAACAUCCUGAUAGUGGCAGUGAAGCCAUGGAUGCUGGUGUUGCCACAGCUCCCCCUCACGCUGGUGCUGGUGCUGGAAUGGGCCCUCCUCCUUUCUUGGGGCCCAUGUCACUUUCGGCACUUCAAUCUGCGGAAGAUCGUCAUUACGACUUGUUUGGUGAAGAACAAGAGUUUGCUGACCGUGCUUGGCUGAUCGAACAAGCAGUGCGCUCGGCCAUGUAUGGGCUAAGCAGUGGUUCGGCGAGGGAGGUGGUGAGAAGGUUGCUAUUGCGACAGCAACACCUUGCCGAAAUCCAGUACUGGCUCAACAGGGCGUUGCAGCAAGCCCUGCGGUGCUGUCCUGCGGCAGAGACAGAUAUUCAUUGGGACGUGGUGAGAAAUAAGGAGGAUGGCAUCUGGGGGCGAAUUCUUGGUCUUGAAGGUGAUGAUCCCAUGGUCCAACGCCUUCGUGCCGCAUCGUUGGCUCGUGUCCGUCGACGUGAAGUUCAUCAUCGGACCCGCGGCCGCGACCCAGUCGUGCACCUCACCUACCAUCGCGAGCCACGCCGGACCUACCUUCUGCUGAACAUGGUCGCCCUGGACUUGACCUUCGUGAUCCACCUCCUGGAGCGCUACAUGGACGGCAUCCAGAACGUCGUGAUGGCGAUGUGA
This is a messenger RNA of Symbiodinium sp. CCMP2592, 2130 nucleotides long. The record is from the annotation of a GenBank genome assembly. Lineage: Eukaryota; Dinophyceae; Suessiales; Symbiodiniaceae.